Molecule: messenger RNA, 1846 nt
Organism: Durusdinium trenchii
Lineage: Eukaryota; Dinophyceae; Suessiales; Symbiodiniaceae
Source: the annotation of a GenBank genome assembly
AGUAUUCGGGCCAAGCACUUAGGCCCAAGGUCACAAAGAAACGGACUAGUGCGUGUGCAGCGGCGGUGGAGUCGAGGAAAAACCCUCCCAGCGCUCCCCGGAAGAACCGCAGCUCCAUAGGAAAAUGCGUAUGCGCUUCAGGUGCUUGAUAUGUGUUUGGGUUUCGGCCUUUGCGCAAGAUGAGGCCAUGGAGGACAUUUUCGCCGCUCUUGGAGAAGAGUUGGAGCACGAGGACUGUUCACUCUCGGGCGGACGUGAUUGCAAGGGUGGCAUUGCGUUCCUGCAGACAAAGUCGGCAUACACAUGGACGUCCCUGGAAGCCGAGACGGCGACAGCAGCAGUGCCAAGCUUCUUUCAGAUGGAGGAGGUCACCAGUCAGGUGGGCGUGGUGCACGGCGCUUCAAGUGCCACAACUGCGAUGGUGGGAGAGGUUCACAUGGAUCGCUCGCGGCAGAUGCGCCAGUGGCAGGAGGAUGCCAUCGAGAUUUAUGCAGAGACCCACGCCCAAUCGGCCAAUUCAGCUGCCGCUGCUGUGACGGUGGCCACGAUCUCGGAGAGCCGAGGAGCAUUAGCCAAAAUGCAGUUCUUUCUGACAGCUUCCGGCCUUUGGUUGGCCGUGGUCCUCAUUUUGCUGGUCUUCCUAGCCGCAGCCUGGUUUGGGCGCUGGUGGGCUGCUCCUGCUAAAGCAGAGACUGCAGAAGCGACAGAUGCGGCAGAUGUGGCAGAUGAUGCUGAAAAAGUGGAGGAGCAUAAGGACACGGCAAAGCCCACUCCGCAGUUCAUCCCUCGGCCGAGCAGUGAGGUUCCGGAAAAGAGCAGUGGCGCGCAGAGCAAUGAGCUGCAGAGAUACAUCCAGAUCAUCCAGGAGGCCUGCGGCGUCUGCAAAGAGGAGGAACUCUCGUGGCUUCUCCCAGAGGCUUCGGGCUACGAUUGCGCCUUGUCUCGUCCUUCCAGCAGCGGCCGAGCAGUUCGGCUGUUGGUGAGAAUCGAAGGGCCCUUGCCAGGUGGUCCGCCCCCUCUGGGGUUGCUUCGAGCACCCCUGAGCCAGCGGAGCUGCGUUUUCGUCUCGGCUGCCGCGGAAGAAGUGGGGAACGUGGACGGUCUGCCGCUGCAGAAGAAGGCAAUUGACUCUGUGGAUUUUCAAGUUUCGUUGGUCGGCGCUCCAUCCAUCCGUAUCGAUGUGACGGGCUCCGAUCUGACUAUGCUCGAUGCGCUGGAGGACAACUGGACACCACCCCAGCCAUUGAAUUCUUUGCCGCGGCCAUGGCGAGAGUUUCUGGAAGUUUCACACUUGGCCACCGGCAGUUUUCGCUUCAGAGAAGAUGUGCUGUUGGUUGGAUCCCAGGUCUUGCUUUGUGGAGAGUUGCUUCGUGACUCACGGGGCCGCAUUUUUCUGCAGCCCUGGGAGGCUCCGGCCGAGGUUGGAUGCGAAAGCUGGCGAACGUCUUGGGAGUGUGCAAGCUCCAAGCUGCAACCAACCGUCCUGGCGAGCAACGAUAUGACACUGGCUGAGGGGCCAAAGAUAGACUGCAGUGAGACUUGCUUCCUUUCUGGCUUCGAGACGGCCGAAUUUCCCCAGCCCUUCUUGAUGUUGUGAAGAGUUGAAGAUGGUUGGUAUGGGUUAAAUUCAUGCAGAUGUGAGGCUCAGGAGACUGCUGAUGUUAGAUGAUGGUUUGUGGUACCAGUCUUGACCCACACUGAUAUUGUACCUGGCCUGUUCUCACAAAGGAGGACAUGGAUCCGGAAACUCAAAGCGGAGUAAUUCAGCGCCGGCGAGGCGAACAUGUGUUCAAGGCAUGCCCGCUUUCUCGCAGUGGGAUCAAAACAGGUCCAGUCGCUCCGCAGA